Messenger RNA from Onychomys torridus (southern grasshopper mouse), 1970 nucleotides. It is a transcript of the gene Plcd3, whose product is annotated as phospholipase C delta 3. Gene Ontology annotation, molecular function: phosphatidylinositol-4,5-bisphosphate phospholipase C activity. Lineage: Eukaryota; Metazoa; Chordata; Mammalia; Rodentia; Cricetidae. The coding region runs from base 138 to 1970 and encodes 610 amino acids. The record is from RefSeq and is a predicted model, not a curated record. The transcript is spliced from 11 exons. Gene Ontology annotation, biological process: intracellular signal transduction; lipid metabolic process.
CCCGACUCUCAGGGCGCCGCUAAGUUUCUUCGCUCGGGACCGCGCACCGGGCCCGGGCUGGGCGCGAGCCGUGUGCCGGUUGCCCCAUCCUCGCGCACAGAUCCAGAUCCCGGGCCCGCCCCGGCCCGCCUUGGACCAUGCUGUGCGGCAGCUGGAGAAGGAGCCGUCGCUCUCCCGAGGAACCCCGGGUGGCCGCCCAGGUCGCAACGCCCCUCGCGCUGCCGCCCUCGCCCGCGUCACCGGACAGCGGCACCAAGAGGCCCGGGCUGCGGGCGCUGAAGAAGAUGGGCCUGACGGAGGAUGAGGAUGUCCAGGCCAUGCUGCGGGGCUCCCGGCUCCUCAAGAUCCGCUCACGCACGUGGCACAAGGAGCGGCUGUACCGGCUGCAGGAGGACGGCCUGAGCGUGUGGUUCCAGCGGCGCGUCCCGCACGCGCCUUCGCAGCACAUCUUUUUCGUGCAGCACAUCGAGGCUGUCCGGGAGGGCCACCAGUCGGAGGGCUUGCGGCGCUUCGGGGGCGCCUACGCGCCUGCGCGCUGCCUCACCAUCGCCUUCAAGGGCCGCCGCAAGAACCUGGACCUGGCGGCGCCCACUGCGGAGGAGGCUCAGCGCUGGGUGCGAGGCCUGGCCAAGCUGCGGGCGCGCCUGGAUGCCAUGAGCCAGAGGGAGCGGCUAGACCACUGGAUCCAUUCCUAUCUACACCGGGCCGACUCUGACCAGGACAGUAAGAUGAGCUUCAAGGAGACCAAGAGUCUGCUUAGGAUGGUCAACGUGGACAUGAAUGACAUGUACGCCUACCGCCUCUUCAAGGAGUGUGACCAUUCUAACAACGAGCGUCUGGAGGGGGCCGAGAUUGAGGCAUUCCUGCGGAGGCUGCUGAAACGCCCUGAACUGGAGGCGAUCUUCCACCGAUACUCGGGUGAGGACCAUGUGCUGAGCGCCUCUGAGCUGCUGGAGUUCCUGCAAGACCAGGGAGAGGACAGUGCCACCCUGGCCUGUGCCCAGCAGCUCAUCGAGACCUAUGAGCUCAAUGAGACAGCCAAGCAGCAUGAGCUGAUGACGUUGGAUGGCUUCAUCAUGUAUCUGUUGUCGCCGGAGGGGGCGGCCCUGAACGUGGCCCACGCGCGUGUGUUCCAGGACAUGGGCCAGCCCCUUGCCCACUAUUUUAUUUCCUCCUCUCACAAUACCUACCUGACGGACUCACAGAUCGGAGGGCCCAGCAGCACUGAGGCCUACAUUAGGGCUUUUGCCCAGGGAUGCCGCUGUGUGGAACUUGACUGCUGGGAGGGACCCGGAGGGGAACCCAUCAUCUAUCAUGGGCACACACUCACCUCCAAGAUCCUCUUCCGAGAUGUUAUCCAAGCCGUGCACGACCAUGCUUUCACGCUGUCCCCAUAUCCUGUUAUCCUAUCCCUUGAGAACCACUGUGGGCUGGAACAGCAGGCUGUCAUGGCCCACCACCUUCGAAGCAUCCUGGGAGACAUGUUGGUGACACAGGCCUUGGAUUCCCAGAACCCCGAGGAGCUGCCAUCUCCUGAGCAGCUGAAGGGCCGGGUCUUGGUGAAAGGAAAGAGGCUGCCAGCUGCUCGGAAUGAGGAUGGCCGGAUGCUGUCAGACAGGGAAGAUGACGAGGAGGAGGAAGAGGAGACAGAGGAGGCUUGGGAGGCUGCAGAGCAGAGGAGGCGAGCCAAGCAGAUCUCCCCAGAGCUCUCAGCACUGGCUGUGUAUUGCUGUGCCAGCCGCCUGCAGACCCUGAACCCCAGUCCUCGCCCACCGCAGCCUUGCAAGGUCGGCUCCCUCGGUGAGCGCAAGGCCAGGAAGUUUACCCGGGAAGCAGGGAACAGCUUUGUCAGGCACAACACUCAUCAGCUGACCAGAGUGUACCCAAUGGGGCUGCGGAUGAACUCGGCCAACUAUAACCCCCAAGAGAUGUGGAACUCAGGCUGUCAGUUGGGUGAGCCGGGGCUAUGA